Ictalurus furcatus (blue catfish) is the source of this 984-nucleotide messenger RNA. It is a transcript of the gene myl7, whose product is annotated as myosin, light chain 7, regulatory. The transcript is spliced from 7 exons. Lineage: Eukaryota; Metazoa; Chordata; Actinopteri; Siluriformes; Ictaluridae. The record is from RefSeq and is a predicted model, not a curated record. Gene Ontology annotation, biological process: heart contraction; cardiac muscle tissue development. Bases 190 to 639 code for a protein of 149 amino acids. Gene Ontology annotation, molecular function: calcium ion binding. Gene Ontology annotation, cellular component: myofibril; cytoplasm.
CAAUCUCUCUCAGGAAUCCAGCUACUUAGGCCCUUAUCAACGCUCCUGUUUUAGGGCCCUCUAACGGUCCUUUUUAGGGGACAGAGAGAGGCAACAAGUUCUUUUUAUAAAGAGCCCGGUGAUAAGGCGAGUAAGAAAACAGCGGCGAAGAGAAAGAACACCCAGCGGGCCUCCUCUAACGUUUUCUCCAUGUUUGAGCAAUCACAGAUUCAAGAAUUCAAAGAGGCGUUUGGCUGUAUCGAUCAGGACCGAGAUGGCGUGAUUAAGAAAUCAGACCUGAAGGAAACUUAUGCACAAUUAGGAAAACUGAAUGUAAGCGACGAGGAACUAGACGCCAUGUUGGCUGAGGGUAAAGGACCCAUCAACUUCACGGUCUUCCUCGCUCUCUUUGGAGAAAAACUCAAUGGUACCGACCCAGAGGACACCAUUCUCAACGCAUUCAAACUAUUCGACCCCAAUAGCACUGGCUUUGUCAAUAAGGAUGAGUUCAGAAGGCUUCUGAUGAACCAGGCAGACAAGUUCUCAGCAGAAGAGGUGGAGCAGGCUUUUUCCUUGGCCCCGAUCGACGUGUCUGGGAAUAUCGACUACAAAUCUCUUUGUUAUAUUAUCACACACGGGGAUGAGAAAGAGGAAUCGUAAAUUUAAAAAAAAAUAAGCAAAUAACUUGAACAGGUUGAACUGGCUGUUGGAUACAAAUUAUUGGUUUAAAAAAAAAAGUGAAUUUAGAUUAGACUGUAAAUCUGUGUGUGUGUGUGUGUGUGUAUGUGGAGGGGUGUAUUUCAAUUAUAAUAAUCAGCAUUAAAGGAAUACUCCGACUUUAUCUACCCCAUCUGUAGUUUAUAUGCAAUAAUCACUACAGACAAGAAUUUCAUGAUGUUUUCCCGUACUGAGAAAAGAGCAGAACACUAGUUCGGUCAAAACUCAAUUAUAAUGGAAGUCUAAGGGCAGUUGUUGUAUUCUGUCAAUAAACGUUUAUGCAAAACA